UUUGUGUGGCGGUCCGUCACUUCCGGUGCUGAGAGGUCAGGGUGACUGACUGACCGUUGAGUGUCUGAGAGGACACCGGAGCGGUUCACGGUAACAGCAGCGACUCAGUUACUCGUCAUGGCCGAAAGUGAUGGUUGCUCGUAUUUCAGGAGAACCGGUCCGUUCUGGAUGGUGAUCGUGUCGAUUUAUAUUAUUCUUCACACGUGGACUGCGUUCUGGCCUCAGGACGUCCCGUAUGGCCUUCUGGGUCCUCUCGGCGCUCUGGCCAAGUAUUUCGUGGACUAUCAUUAUCCUGAUAAGAUGAUCAAUAAUGAUGAUGUUUGUCUCGUCCGUCUGUGUUUCAGAUGGUUUCUGAUGUUUGUCAUCCAUGUGUGCGAGGUUCUGUUUGCGCUGAAGCUCUGCAGUGAUAAAGGCAUCGACAGCACGUCCGCACGCUUGCUGUGGGUCGCUCAGACGUUCCUGUUCGGUCUCGGGUCUCUGGGUCUUCUGAUCAAAUACAAGCCGGACGGCCGACCCAAACGCCAGUGACCGGACACCGGAGCUCGUUCCCAGCAGCACACUGUUCUUUAUACUCCAGUUAUGUUUGAAAUUCGUUUAUCUAAAGCACUUGUUCUGUGCUUGUUUGAACACUGUACAACAGAAUGAGCCCGCUAUAUAAGCUCUAAUAGUUCUUUUGAGAAAAAAAAUGGUUUGUGAUUUUCUUUUAAACAGUUUUGACUGAGAAAUUGCUGUAACAGUUGACCGUGUGGCUGGUCAUUUAAAAGAAAUGUAAAUAAACACACUUUUAUUUCGA
Cyprinus carpio (common carp) is the source of this 793-nucleotide messenger RNA. Its product is annotated as transmembrane protein 254-like. The record is from RefSeq and is a predicted model, not a curated record. The transcript has 4 exons. NCBI's taxonomy places the organism in Eukaryota, Metazoa, Chordata, Actinopteri, Cypriniformes, Cyprinidae. Bases 118 to 528 code for a protein of 136 amino acids.